ACAGUGAGGACGCGGAAAGCCAGUUGACGCAGUAACGCACAAUAUGGGGCAGCCUCGCCGACUCCGCCCGCAUCGUCACCCGCAGCAUGACCCACACUCCUUUUGGGCCUUCAAAUGGCCGCCUCCACCGCUGCCAGCUCCUCCGCCAGCGCCGCCGGCGCCGCCGCCACCAUCUCCAGAGCCGCCCGCGCCUCCGCCUCCACCGUGCCGGACAAGGCUCGAGCCGGCCUGCACAACGCCCUGUGGUAGCGCCGCUGGCGAAUCCUUCUCCAGCGCCAUCGACACUCUGCCCGCGGCGGCGCCCGCCGACUCCUGCUUCAGCUGCGUCUCUCUGCCGCUCUUCGGCUCGUGGGCGGAGGAGCCCUAUGCGGGCUGGUGCCACCGCAGGCCGUCUGGGUGGCCGACAUGGCGCGCGGACGGCUGGGUGCGCGACAAGUGCUGCGCGCUCGUCCCUUGCUGGACGUGCGAGGGCAUCCGGAGAUACCAGCACGCGCUCGUGCAGCCGCGCGCGCCGCCGCCGCCGCCUCCCCAGUGGCCGGCAGGAGUUGACGAGGGCGAGGAGGGCGAGGAGGGCGAGGAGGGCGAGGAGGGCGAGGAGGGCGAGGAGGGCGGAGCCGAGGCAGACGACGAGGGUGCGGGCGAAGGGGAUGAGGGCGAGGGCGAGGGCGACGAGGGCGAGGGACGGUCGCCUGCGCCUCGGACGCCGCCGCCUCCGCCUCCGCCGCAGCUUCUGCCGCGCCUCGGGCCAGGUAGGCUGCCGCCGUCCCCGCAGGCACGCGUGGUCAUGCGACUCCUGAAUUCCUCCCUCUUCGCCCUCGCCUUUGUGGUGGCGUGCGUCGCCCAGUGCGUCUGGGCGAGGCGCAAGAGACGGCGCGGCGACUCGCGCACUCCGGGACCUCGCCCCCACCGCCUUGGUCUGCCGCUGGGUCCGAUCCUACCCGCGCGGAGGGCCAAGGGGUUUGAGCUUGUCCGGGAAGGAACGGCCCCAGAACCACACAUAGACGUGGCGGCGGCUUGACGAAAUUCAUCUCAAUC
Emiliania huxleyi CCMP1516 is the source of this 1035-nucleotide messenger RNA. RefSeq lists its product as hypothetical. The coding region runs from base 44 to 1018 and encodes 324 amino acids. The transcript has 2 exons. The record is from RefSeq and is a predicted model, not a curated record. Lineage: Eukaryota; Haptophyta; Isochrysidales; Noelaerhabdaceae.